Molecule: messenger RNA, 19019 nt
Organism: Colossoma macropomum (tambaqui)
Lineage: Eukaryota; Metazoa; Chordata; Actinopteri; Characiformes; Serrasalmidae
Product: golgin subfamily B member 1-like
Cellular component (GO): Golgi apparatus
Source: RefSeq, a predicted model, not a curated record
AUGGCUUCCAGGAGGCGCAGAUGAGGAGUGACGAUUAUCUCACAAUUUUACGUCGCGUUUACAGACAUGUAGGAGAGCAGAACUCGCCCCAGAACAUAUCGGACAGUCUGUGAUACUGACCAGCAGGUCUGAGAUCCAGCCAUGCUGAAGUGGUUCUCCACUGAUGAGGCCGGUUCUGCCCAGGGGGCUCCCGGCUCCCCCCAGGCUGGUGCUGGUGCUGGUGGCCCCCCCCUCUCGGAGGUGACGGAGCGUUUGGCUCAGAUGGAGCAGCUGGUGUCUCAGUUAAAGGAGAUGAUCAGGGAGAAAGACGUGGCUCUGCACAGUAAAGAUGAACAGCUGAAGGCUGAGAAGGAGUCGUGCGAGGCCAGGCUGUCUAAGAUGCGGCUCCAGAACAAGGCGAAGGUCACAUCGCUGAACGCUCAGCUGGAGGAGCUGAGGAAGCAGCAGGGGGAGCCAGCGAGCAAGGGAACGCCACCACAGUUCAAACGGAGCGGCAGUGGCGAGGCGGGGGAAUCUGAGCAGGCCGGAGCGAGUCGGGGGAAAAUCCUCCUGCUGAAGAAGAAAGUGGAGGAGCUGGAGCAGCAGCUCGCCCACAGAGAGAAGGAGCUGCAGCAGAAGACGCAAGAGCUGGAAGCCCAGAGAGAGCGAGGAGUGGAGAUGGACGCCAUGCUGGUGGAGAGAGAUAAGCGUCUGGCUGAGAAGGAGGCUUACAUCGUCCAUCUGCAGGUGGCCAUGUCUGGAGAACAUCCAGCUAAAGCAGAGAACGUUCCUCAGGACAACAAGCAGGAGCGGCCGGUGGACGGGUCACUGCAGGAGCUGCAGAUGCUGGUUCAGAGCCUGACGAAGAAAGUAGGAGACGGGGAGGAGAGAUACAGCCUGCUGAAGGAGCAGAACGACAGCCUGAAAGAGCUGCUGGUGUCCGAGAAAGCGCAGUUUGAGGAGAAGGAGAACAUGUACAAGCAGAACAUCCAAACGUUCAAAGACAUCAUUUUACAAAAAGACAACAAGUUGAUGGAGAUCAAUCAGAUGCACGAGCAGGAGCUCUUCAAGCUCGCAGCGAAAUCAGACGCCAGCGCGGAUCUCGAACAGCUCCUGAAGGCCCUUAAACAGAAGCUCCAUGAGAAGGAGGAGGUUCUCCUGGGAAAAGCUCAGGUGAUCGAUGUCCUGCAGGGUGAGGUCGACAGCAGAGACCAGCAGAUAAAGGAUCUGACUGAGCGCCUGAGGCUCCUGCACAGCGAGAAGGAGAACCUGCAGUCUAAGAUGGAGGCGGAGAGGCACAUCAUGCGCACUCAGGUCCGCGACCUGAUGGAGAAACACCAGGAGGAGCUGAAGAGGGUGGCGGAGAAACACGAGAGCGAGAUGUCGGAGAAGGAGCAGGUCCUGCUUGCACAGCUGGAGGCAGUGAGAGGCUCCUCCGCUCAGCCUGCAGCACCUGAAAGCUCACCUGAAGAUCGACCUGCUGACCACUCGCUGACUCAGAGGGUGGCCGAGCUGGAAGCCCAAGCCAAGCUGAAAACAGACGAGGCCAGUAAAUCAGAAGCCAAAUUCCUGAAGAUGAAAGCGUGGUCCAAGUCUCGCAUCAGGCAGCUUGAAGAUGAGCUGAAGAAAGCUCAGUCUGGAAGCUUGACCCCUGAUGUGGCGUCCCUGCGUAGUCGAGUCACCGAACUGGAAGAGGAGAGAGAGGAGAUGCUGUGUAAACUGGAACAGUACGACGAGCUCAAGGCCAAAAAUGAUGUUCUGGAGGCGAAGCUGGUGGUGUACGAGGAGCAGCAGAGAAAGCUGCAGGCCGACCUGGAGCAGGUCACCAAGAGAGCCGCAUCUCAGGCGAGCGAGUCCGGCAGUGUGGACGAUGCGCAGAGUCAGGUUCUGGAGUGGCAGGACAUGGUUACCAUGGUAACGGAGGCUGAGGCAGUGCGGGACCAGGCUCGAGAGGAGAAGAACGCUCUGGUGCUCCGGAUGAGCCACAUAGAGGAGGAGCGAGAGGAACUGAUUGAGGAUGACUGGUUCUUUCCUGGCUGCUCCGAUCCAGCACUAGCCAAUCGGCAGCAGGAGUUGGAGGAGGAGGAGGAGCUUGUCCAGGCCAGAGGGCUCCGCCCACAGAAGGGCAAGAAGCCUGGAGACUCCGCCCCCCGCAGCCUGCAGGAGGACUUCGAGUUUGACCGAAGGUCAUCUUUCCCGGACCCCCGAAGCCCCUCAGGCAGCACCACUCCCAUGGAAGGGGAGAAUAUGGGAGGUUGGUGGCCCGAGUACAGUGCCAGUGCCCCAGACACAGGGGGUUUGCGGUCUGUCGUGGAAGAACUGGAGCUUGAAAGAAAUCAGCUGCAGGAACAGAUCCUUGGUUUGGAGGAGCGAUGUCAGGAUCUGGAGGAUCGGCUGCAGCUGCAGGCCCGAAUCGAAUCAUUACAGAACGAGUCCGAGAGACUGCAAGCUCAGCUGACCAGCCUGCGCACUCAGCAGAGCCGAGACGCUGAGAAACAUCAGCUCCUCGUCACAAGUUUGAAUGAACAGCUCAAAGGGCUAAGCAGCACACAGGAGUGUCUGGAGUCGUCGCUCAUGGAGAAGGAGCACACGCUGGCCAAAACUUCAGAAAAGCUAGAGCUCAUCGACGGCCUGAAAGAUGCCCUGAGAGAGAAGGAGGAGCAACACAAAGAGGUUUCUGACAGGCUGCUCCAGACUGAACACAGUCUGGCUGAGGUGAGCAAGAAGUGCAGUACGUUUGAAAAGCAGUGCUCGGAAAUGAAAGCAACUGUUGCAGAAUUAACACAGAAGCUCGGUUUGCUGAAAGAGAAGACGCAGAAACAAGAAGCCACAAUAGAAUCUUUGCAGAGCGAUUUGGAUCAAACAAAUGAUGAGCUGGACAAGCUAAACACUACACAUUUAGAAGAAAGAGCACAGCUUAUUCAUGAUCUCCAAAGCUGCGAGCGAGAGAUCGACAACCUCAAAGACCUCAUCACAGAGAAGGACAAGGAGAUUUCUGCUCUUUCUGGCAAUAUGGCAGAGUAUGCUGACGAAAUCCAUGAGCUUAAACAGGAGAUAAAGCAGAAGGAGGAGGAGCUUGUUCGCACGGAGAGUGCCCUGACCAAAGCAGAACAGGAAGCUCGAAUCAUUAAAGAAUCACAGUCUUCAGAUCAGCAGUCGCUUAAUGUGAAGAUAGCUGAGCUGAUGGAGCAACUGAGGGUUGCUGAAAGUGAUCUAAACGAGGCCAGACAAGAGAAAGAGUCAAAGGUGGACGAAAUUAAUGACCUGACAAGGCAGGUGGAGGAGGACAAGUCCACCAUAAAUGAUCUCCGCUUGGAAAUGCAGAAGCUCAGUACGAGUCAGCGCAAUCACCUCUCAGAAUGUGAAGCUCAGAUUUCUUCGUUGAAGGAACAAGUACUUGUGGCCACUCAGAAACUUCAGGAGUCUGAAGAUGUUCUCUUACAGCUGAAGGAAACUAAGAGUUCAGAUGAGAAGCUUAAAGAACAAAUGCUGGACAGGGAGCAAACGUACGAAAAAGAAAUGAAAUCACUCAAGGAGGAACGGAACAAGCUCCUAGCAGAGGUCACGAAAUAUAGCAGCGAGCUUCAGUCUCUAUCCAGUCAGCUUCAGGCACAGGUUGAGUGCCAAGAGCAGGUCAAACUGGGGGUCCAAGGGAAGCUGGAGACCAUAUCAUCCCUGGAGCAAAGGCUAAAGAAAGUGGAAGAAGAAAAGCAGGCACUGAAUGCAGAACUCAAAACCAGGGAUGACACUAAAGAAAAACUGGAAAAGGAACUAUCUGAGAAAACUGAGAGGGUUUCAGAGUUAGAAGACCGUUUGCAAUCGCUGAAAAGCGAAAGCUCAAGUCUACAAAAAGCUUUGGAGGAAAGUUCUCAGGAGCUUAAGAUUCAAAAGCAGCUUUUGCUUGAGGUUCAGGAAAAAUUAGAUAUCGUGCAAAAUGAGAAUAGUAGUUUGCAGUCACAGGUGAAAAGUCUCACAGAAGAGAAUCAAAGUUUUAAGCAAGAAAUUGAAAUCAAAGUUCAGUCACUGUCUCAGAUUUCACAAGAAAGAGACACAUUGCUGAGUAAAAUAUCCAGCCUUGAAAUUCAGCAUGUGGAAUAUGAGAAAUCAAUUGAGGAACUAACUAAAGAAAAAGAAGAGCUAAAUGUUAGAACAUCUGAGCUUAAUAACAUCCUUGAGCAAAACAAACAGUCUCUCUCUGAAGAUCUUUUAGGAAAGACUAGUGAGUGUAAUAACCUCAGAAAGUUGCUGGAAGAGAGCGAAGGAACAGUUACACGUUUACAAAACCAAAUCGAAGCCUUAAACACUCAGGUUGACGAACUAAACUGUAGAAUAGCAGAGAAAGAGAAAACUGUAGGUGAGCAAAGUGCACAAAUAGAUGCCCAGCAGAACCAAGUUCUACAACUCCAGGAGACUCUGACUCUGCUUCAGGAGCAAGGAGCCGCUCUGAAAUCUGGACUGUUGGAGAAAGAUACGCUGCUGCAAGACAAAGUUUCUCUGUUCACUUCAUUACAGAGUGAACUCGACCAGCAAAAAGAGCUUUUCUCCAAACUUCAUGGCGAGUGUGACUCACUUAGAGAUGAAUGUACGCAACUUGGUCGAAGCCUUCAAGAAAAUGAAGCCGCCCUCAGUGAGAAGACCCAUGAGUGUCAGACGCACCUGGAUGAACUUAGCAAGAAGAAUGAGUCAGUCGCUUCUCUCGGCAGUCAGUUGGAGAAAGUCAGUGAACUUAAGGUGAGACUGGAGACUGAAAAUGCUAACAUGAAAAAGUCUCUGGAAGACCUGCUGACCAAUAGCAGCAAGGCUUCCGAUGAAAUGACUCAGAGACAGGCUGAAAUUGUUGGUCUUCAUAGUCAUAUUCAGGCACUGAGUGGGCAAAACCAACAGAUACGAGCAAUGUAUGAACAAAAAGAGAAAGAACUAGAGGGAAUCAAACAGGUUUUGUCUGAAAUGGAUCAAAAGGUAGCUUCAACACUAGAAAAGAAUGAAAACCUGGCUUCUCAAAUCUCCGCUCUUACUGAGCAGAAUGGUCAUCUUCAGAAAGAAAAGACUGACAUGGUUAAAUCACUGGCAGAGGUAGCAGAAGAAAAGACCUCAUUAUGUGAGAAAGUGUCUGGGCUUGAGAUGCAGCAUUCAGAAAACCGUAAAAUCAUAGACGCCUUGCUCAAAGACAAAGAAGGUCUGUCUUCAAGGUUAGAGGAGCUUAGCAAAGUUAGUGAGCAGAAUCGUCAGUCUUUUGACGGAAGCUUACUUGAAAAGACCAGUGAAUGUGCAUCUCUCUCACAACAGCUAAGUGAGAGUGAGGAGACAGUGAAACUUCUAAAGGAACAAGCUGAAACCUCAGUUUCCCAGUUUAAUGACCGCUUGAUUGAAAAAGAGCAGUUGAUUCUGGAUCAGAGCAAACAGAUUGAGGGUUAUCAGAGCCAGCUUGCUCAACUCCAGGAAACUCUUUCAUUACUUCAGGAGCAGGGUAGCGCUCUUAAGUCAGGACUUAUGGAGAAAGAUGCUUUCAUACAGCAGCAGUCUAAGGAAUGUACUUCCUUGCAGGGCGAACUUGAUCAUCAGAGAGAGCUUUACGCAAACCUCCAGACUGAGAACGAGACCCUGAAAGGGGAAUGUUCGAGAUUGCAUCAAGUUUUGAAAGAGAAAGAAAGUGCUCUGGAGGGGAAGAUUCUUGAAUGUCAAAAUCACACUGAUGAGCUCAGCAAGAGAAACGAAUCCGUUCUUUCACUCAGUGGUCAGUUGGGUACCAUGACUGAAAAUAUUGUGAGGCUUGAAUCAGAUCUGAAAAGUUCGUUGGAGAGUCACUUAGCAGAAAGUGCUACGCUGAGAGAGGAACUGACACUGAAACAGGCUGAGAUAGUGAAUCUUCAAGAUAACAUUCAGGCACUCAAUGAGGCGAAUAAUACAAUGAAAGCCGAGGUAUCCAAAAGACUAGAGGAGGUGGCUGCUCUUCAGAGUGACUUGGCCAACAGGGACUUGAGUGUGGCAUCUUUGACGCAACAGUUAUCGACACUGAGCUCAAACACAGAAGCCUUGCAGCUUGAGUUGCAGCAAAGAGAGGAAUCCUUUAGGCAACAGGAGGCAUUCUUGAGUCAGUUGCAGGCCAAAUCUGUUGAGGGUGAAGAUCAGAUCAGCCAGAAAAUGGAAGCUAUUGCUGAGCUACAGAAGGAGGCUCAAAACUUACAAAAGGCACUGCAGGAGAAAGAUUUGCUGUUGCUCAAGAAAGAUCAGGAGAUCACACUGCUCAGUGAAAAGAUUGCAGCAGAAUCAGAAGCAUCUAAAGCUCGAAUGAACUCUGACAUGGAUGUCAUCUCUAAAUUACAGGGAGAGCUGCAGAUAUUGCUUGAAAAGAAUGACUGUCUUACUGGUUCGGUAGCUGAAAAAGAUGUUCUAUUGAGGCAGGAAAUGGACAAGUAUCUGAGCUUGAAGACUAGUGCUGCCAACCUUGAAGACACAGUUUCCCAACUGAAUUCCGAAGUUCAGAGGUUAUCCUCAGAGGCAGCACAGCUCAGGACAGCGCUAAGUGAGAAAGAGCAGGUCAUUCUUGAUAUUGGCAAUAGUUCCUCAUUAGAGGUCACCAGCCUAAAUGAAACCUUGAAAGCCAAAGAUUUAGAGAACGAAAACCUAAGACAACAGUUGAUAGACCUCCAAGAAUCUGUUUCAGUCUUGAAUACUAGCCUUAGUGCCCAGUCUGCAGAAGUAACAAGCCUGAAAGCAGCUCUGGAAGAAAGUAGGUGUACCGUGGUGGAUCAAAACAAAGCUCUCCAGGAUCUUCAGCGGAAGACUGAUGAGGCCGCUUUGUUCAAGGAUCAGUUUGUGGAAAGUACAGAACUGGUGUCUCAGCUGCAAGGCCAGGUUCAGGAGCUCCGAGAGGAAUCAUCCAGGCUUUCCACAGCAAUAGAACAAAAGCAAAGUGCCUUAAUAAACCUUCAGGAUAAAUUUGCCUCCCAAGCAGAAGAACUUCAGGAGACCAAGACCUUGCUCUCCCAGAAAAGUGAAGAAAUAUUGAACCUUAACCAGGCUAUCAGCGAGCGUGAGGAAAAGAUUCACGCUGACGAGAACAGCAUCUCAGCUCUUAAGCAGGAGUUGUUGAUGUUGCAGAAUGAGAUCCAGGAGCUGCGUGUGUUGAAUGCUAACAUUUCAAAACAAAAGGAUGAUGCAUUAGCUUCCCAUCAAAUAAAUGCUGACUCUCUGAUGAUUGAAAUUGAGAGACUAAAAGCACAGCACCAUCAAGUUGCAGCACAGGUUAAUUCUCUAACUGAAAAUCUUGAGCAAAGGGAAUUGGCUCUACAUGCUAUUAACAAUCAGUAUGCUGCUCAAGUAAAACAUACAGAACAGGUAGUGUCAGAAAUGCAGAAAUUGAACGAGCUUAAUUCAAGACUUCAAGAAGAAUAUCACUUGACCAAGCAGGAGCUAGGUAAAGUCAACAGCGAAAGAGCACUAAAGGAAGAGGAGGUCGGCAAAUUGGUUCUGGAAAAAGAAGAGCUCAGUAGGAAUCACAACUACCAGAUUCACAGGUUGCAAGAACAGCUCCAGUCCAGUAGCAUGAGUGAAGUGGUGGAGAAAAUGAAGGCAGAGACGGAGCAGCUCCAGGUCCAGGUUAGUGCCAAAGAUGAAAUAAUCAACGGAUUGAAAUCCGAAGUUCAAAGAAUUGAACAAACUCUUCAGGAGUCUGAAAAAGAGUGGCUGUCAGUUCUCGAUAGGGAAACACAGGCUAAGAAUAUCCUUGCUGAGCAACUCCAAGGAAUCGAGAAUGAGCUGAUGACUAAAGAUAGUAAAGUGCAUGCCCUGAAACAAGACCUAGAUAAUUUGAAUGAAAAAUUGAAAGAAGCUACGUUGGCCAUUAAGCAAGGCUCAGAGAAGCUUAAGGAGAAAGAAUUAGAUGCUUUAGCAAGUAGAAGCAAAUUCGAGGAGAUUUUAUCAACUGUUCAAGCAAAAGAAAAUGAGAAUGUUGCUUUGAGACAGGCCCUGCAUGAUAUGGAAAUUGAGUACAGACAAUUGGAGGAAAGUAAAGAGAGUAGUCAGAAAGAUGUAUCACUUUUGUCACAGUCUUUGUCAGAUAAAGUAGUGGCUUUUGAAGAAGAGAGGGUCUCUCUCCAAACCGCAAUUAGACAGUUGCGAGAAGACAGUCAGUCUGAGGUAUUUUCCCUUAGAAAGGAAUUAGCUAAACUAAGUAGGGAACUAGAGCAAAAGCAAGUAGAAUGCCUAGAAAAUGAAAGGGACAGUAAAGACAAGAGUGCAAAGAUUACUUUAUUGGCUGAAAGUGUUAACAGUCUCCAAGAAAAACUAAUGACAGAAUCAGAAAACCUCAAAGAGGCCAGUGUAAAACAUGAUGCGCUUCUUGCUGAAAUUCAAAAGCGAGAUGAGCAAAUCGGUUGUAUGACCAUUCAGAUCAGUCAGCAGAAAGAUCUACUGACUGGACUCAGCCAGCAGUUGAAAGAGAGAGAUGCCUCAGUCACACAGGUGGUUGCAUCAGCCUCAAAUGAAAGGAUAAAACAUGAGGAACUGAGAAACGCUUUGCUUUUACAACUAGAGGAGACAAAAGCACAUCUGUGUCUUUGUCAGAGUCAAAUGGAAAAUAUGGAAACAGAAAAGAAGGGUUUGACCAAAGAGAAUGAAGAUCUUAAAUCUGAUAUCAGCAAACUGGCAAAAGAAAAAGAGGCCAUGAAGAAAAAGCUUCAAGCUGCACUAGUUGUCAGAAAGGAAUUGCUAAAGAAAAUAGAGGAACAUGAGAACCAAACCGCACAGAAUGCAAAGAAUGGAGUCGAAAUCUCAGCCAUGCAGGUUAAAUUGGAAGAACUGAUGGCACAAAGGAUCACGGUCACAAAAGAGCAUGAUGCAGCUGUUUCUGAUCUUAGUCACCAACUCGAACAGAAAGACAGUAAAAUCAGUGCGUUAUCUCUGCUCAUCUCAGAUAAAGAGCAGACCAUUGUACAGUUGGAAGGGGAUGCCAGAUGUUUACAAACCAAGUUAAAUGAACAGGAUGCACUUCUGACUGCCACACUCCAGAAACUAGAUGAACAGAAGCACUUAGUUGACCAACUUCAAAUUACCAUGAAUGAAAAAGAUGUUGCUUAUCAACAAGAGAAGCAGGAACUGCUGGUGAAACUGGACCAACUUAAGAAAGACGUCACAAUGUCAGAUGAAAACACAAUUGAAGAAUUAGGAAGCGAGUUGGCCAAGAUAAAGCACGAGAAAGAAGCGCUUCAAAAGAAAGCUCAUGCCGCAUUGUUGGCCCGCAAAGAAACGAUAAAAAAGUCUCAAGAAAGUGAGAGAAAGUAUACUGAAGAGCUUCGUGGAAUCCAGGAUAUGUACAAAACUCUUCAGGAGCAGCACAGCCAACAAACAGAUGAGCUCUGUGCUAUCCAGACGAGCUAUGAUCUCAAGGUUCAAGAACUGGAAGAUGCCCUUCAGAGCUCAGAGUGUCUACAAGGAGAGAUGGAGGCCCUGAAGAGGAAUGCUGAAGAAAGAGAGCGAAUUAUACAAGAUUUAAGAGAGUCCUUAACUCAACAAGAAACGCAGUCAGCACAAACAUCCUCAUCACUUCUUGAAGAGUUAGAGUGCCUUAAAGUUGAGUUGGAGAAGAUAACCUCAGAGAAGUCCCAGAAAGACCAACUACUGGCGGAUGCGCAAGAAGUUGCUGAAAAAAUGGUGCGUAUGGGAUCUGAACAUGAUAAAGAGAUCCAGGAGAAGAAUGAAGAAAUUGCAAGGCAGAUGGCUUACAUUCAAAUGACUGAGCAGCGGCUUGAACAACUGCAGCAAGAUAUGACCAAACUACAGUCUCAGCAUCAGAACCAAGUGGAUACACUUAAUGCAUCUCUUGAAGAGCUUACUUCUAGUUUGAAAGCUUCUGAAAGUGAUAAAUCUAAGAUAACUAAUAUGCAUGAUAAAAUUGAACAACUUGUUGAAGAAAGGAAUCUUUUAAAGAUGGAGUUGGCAUCUGCAUUACAAGACGUAGCUCAGAAGUCAGAGGAACUACUCGCCUUGCAGAACACAGUAACUGUAACACAGCAGCAGCUUUCGCAGGAACAUCUCCAAUGCCAAGAGUCAAGGUGUGAAGUUGAAGCAUUGAAAGCACAGAUGGAAACACUACAAAGAGAAAAGGAGAAUUGUAUCUUGGGAUUUGAAAAAUCCAAACAUGAUGUUGCACUUCUUGAGUCACAGCUAAAACAACUUGAGGAGCAAAACAAGGAGCUGCAAUUUAAAUUCGAAUCAAAGGACACAAUGGUUUCUUCAGAUGAGCCAGUUAUACAGCCUCAAAAAUCUGAGGUCACCUACAACCAACAGGUGUCAGAUUUUAAGGCAAGUGAAAGUUGUCUUUUAGAGUUUCAAGCCCUGCUCACAGAGAAGGAGGAGCUUAUAUCUGCUCUAGAACAACAACUACAAAGACAAAUUCACCUCCAUGAGGUUGAGAUGGAAAAAAUGAGAAUUGAAGUCAGUGAGCUUCAACAAAAACCAGCAGAAUCUACAGAAAAUAAAUCAGUAGAGCAGCUAACAAAGAAACUUCAAGCAGCCUUAAUCUCCCGUAAAGAGCUCAUGAAAGAGAAUCGGGCCAUCAAGGAAGAAAUGCAGAGAGUGUCGGCAUGGAACGAGAAGAUACAAACCGAAACGUUAGCUCUUGAAAGAGUUGUUUCUGAAUUGAAACAACAGAAAAAAGAUCUAGAAAGUAGUGUUUCCGCCCUGAGUGCUGAAAGGCAGAACCUUUCUGCAGAUGUGGAUCGAAUUCUGAGUGAUAAUCACAACCUGUCAGCGGCUUGUGAAAGCCUUAAACUCACUAUCGAGAACAUCACCCAGCAGAAGCAAGCCUUUUCAUGCCAGCUUGAAUCCCUGAAAGACUCCCAGACAGAGGAGCUCUCUGAGUGGAAAUCCAAGCAUGCAGAUUUGAAACAGGAGUAUGAGUCUCUUUUGCAAGCGUAUGAGAACGUCAGCAGUGAAAUGGAUAAGAUGAGGCAGCUUCUUGAAGGAGCAAAGAGGGAAAGACAGGAAGCUCUUUUGAAGACUCAUAAAUAUGAAUCAGAACUGGACAGUCUUGGAAAGCAAGUUGCCGAACUGGAAGAUGAAAAUGACAAAAUUAAAGAAAAGAUGAGAAAGUUUGCCAAGUUAAAGCAACAAAAGAUUGAAGAACUUGAAGAGGAGAAUGAAAAGAUCAGACAAGACUUGAUCUCUUUUGAUGACGAGCAGAAAUGCACUGUUGAUGAACUGACCCUGAAAAAUAAUCAGCUGGAAAGCGAAAUAAAGGGUCUGCAAGAAUUAUCUGAGGGGCUCAGAGAGAAGAUGUGUGAACUUCAGCAGGAUAACCAGAACUUGGCACAGGAACUGAAAGAAACAAGCUUGUCCCUAGAGAAGUGGCACAUGGAAUCAAAAGCAACUGAGAGUAAUCUGCAACUCAAACUGAAUGAGGCUUUCAAUUUGAAUAAUACUUUCACAGCCCAAAUAGAGGCCCAAAAAGCAGACAUAUCUGCUCAAAAUGAAAUGAUUGAUUCCGUACAAAAGGAGAAGUUGAAUCUUUUUGAGAAAUUAAAGCAGGCAGAGAAAGACCAUGAAGUUGAGCUCUUUGACCGAGACAAAACUAUAGCAGACCUUCAAAAUGUCAUUGAAGGAAACAGACAAGAAACCAUAAGCCUAAAUGAAAAGGUUAGGAUUUUGGAAGAUGACAAAUGUCUGUUGCAAGAGGAACUUGAGAACGUCCAAGAAACAUCUGACAAAGUGAAAAAUGAAAAUGAAUAUUUGGAGACAAUGCUUCUUAAAAAUUCUGAAAGAAUUGAUGAAUUAACUGAGGCAGUGAAUAUCUUGCAAACUCAAAAUAUGCAGCUCUCUGCUCAACUAACGGAAGUGAAGGAGGAGAAGGCAAAAGUUUGCAGAGAAAAGGAGGAACAGCACCUGAAACUUGUGAAAGAAUUCGAGGACAAGCUCAAAACACUGCAAAGAGGCACUGAAGGCUCCAAAAAUAUGAAAAAGGAACUUCAAGAACUGCUGAAAGAGAAGCACCAAGAGAUCAACCAGCUUCAGCAUGACUGUAUCAAGUACCAGGAGUUGAUUUUGAAUCUUGAAAGGUCGUUGAAGCACUCUCAGACAGAGCACCAACAAGUGGAGAAGGAGCUGAGAGAAAUGAGUGAGAAGGUUGCUAAUUUGCAGAAAGAGAAUGGGAGUCUUGAAACUGAGCUAAAAACACUCAAGAACAUCCUUAAUGACACUACGAAGGCCUUGGCCAAAGUAACCUCUGAAAAAGACCGUCUUCUCCAAGAGGUGACCAAGAGGCAACAAGAGUCAGAAUUCGAGUCAAUGGAGAAGAAGAAAUCUUUGGAAAAACUAACUGAACAACAGCAGGCUCUUCUUAAAGAACAGCGUGUUGAGCUGCAGAAGCAGAUCAGUGACUUGCAGGAGCGUAACGAGAGGGAAGUUAAAGUUAUAGAAUCAUUACAGAAACAAGUGGAGUCCAAAGAUUUGCAAGUUAGAACUCUGCAGAGAGAGGCAGAAACGAAUUUGGCCAAACUAGCCAUACUCAGUGUAGAUUCAGACAGAAAUGAUGCUGCAAAGCAGUGGGACAAUGUCUUUCAAAAAGCCUUGCAAGAUAAAGACAGCCAGCUUCUUGAACAAGGCUUUGUUAUUACUCGGCUGUUAGAAGACAAUAGGGCAAAAGGUAGAGCUCUAAACGAUUUGCAGAUUGCCAACAAGAAAUUAGAGAGGACAUUGAAUGAAUAUUCAGUAGCAGCCUCAGCACAUCAGAGACAACUCUUCGUACUGGGUGCAAGCAAUACUGAACUCAACCAAACCGUUGAAAUACUUACUAAACGGUUGUCGGAACAGAGUGCCUUGGUUGAAAGAUUAGAAAGCGAUAAAAGCACACUAGUCAAACAACUCGAUGAGCAAACCUAUUCAGUCUCUCAGCUGCAGUCCAAUCUUGAGCAUUCAGAAAAAGUAUUGACAAACACACAGACACAGUUUCUUUUAGUCCAGUCUCAAUACAGCAAGCUUCAAGUUGACCUUGAGAGACAAGAAGCCAUUUCAUUGCACUUGAAAUCUCUUCUUCAAAACAAAGACAGAGAGAUAUCCUCUUUGUUAUCCUCUAAGGAUGGGCAGGUAUCCGGGUAUAUAGAGCAGCUUCAGGCUAAUCAUCGUGCCCAGGUAGCCGGGUAUGAGAACAGGUUAACUGACCUCUAUGUCAAGCGAGAGAGUGCCGAGAAAGAGCUGAGGUCAUUUGAAAGCAAAGUUCGAAAUCUCCAUGCCAGGUUAGACAGAUCUGCUCAGGAGAAAGAUCAAAUGAUGGCAAACAUAAACUCUUUAAGGAACUCCAUUGCAUCUUUGCAAACUGAGAAAGAACGUCUGGUAUCAGAGGUCAGCCAAAGCCGGGAAAGGGUCAGAGAGGGCUCAGCUGAAGGCAGCCUUGGUGCAACCAAGGGUUUGAAAGAAGAGAUCAAGACUCUACUUCAUCAAAUGGAUGACCUUAAUUCAGAGAAUGCCAUGCUCAAAGCACAACUCAUCAGAUACAGGGAGGAUUUAAACCAGGUGUUAUCCCUCAAAGACAACCAACUGAAAGAUCUUCUGAAAAAGCAACAAGAUUCGAUAAAGAACCUUGAAAACCAGAAAAGAUCAGUUGAAACGCAGCAUCGUGAUGCCCUUCUGGAGGUGCAGAAAGAAGCAGAGGAAAUCAAAGCCUUAAAAGAUCAAAAUUCAAAACUACAGUCUCAGGUACAGGAACUGGAGGACAGUUUGUUGGCCUUACAUAAAGAUCGUCUGGAGACAGAUGAGAGCAAAGUGAUUGCUGACCUGCAACAGGCUGUGGCAGUCAAAGCUGCCGAAUGUAACGAACUUCAGCAAAAAUUGUUUGCCCAAAAGAUAGCUACGGAUGACUUGAACAGAAGCCUGAAGGAAGCGAUGAAUGAGUCUGAGAGAAAAUUAGCGGAGGCAGAAGAAAAGUACAAUAAAGAAUUGGAUGCCUUUGAGCGGGAUGUCGACCUGAUGAGAAAUGAAAGAGAAAUUGCAGAGCAGAGGGUCGCAGAUUUGGCCAGAGACUUGAUGCAGACGGAGCAGCAGUUAUCCGAGGCUACAAGUCUCAACAAGAACCUGAAAUCACAAAACGAAUCACUUGGGAAAGCCAUGGCAGCAUUGCAGAAUGACCGUGAUCAGCUCAUUGACGAUUUCAAGAUUUUACGCAGCAGAUAUGAUGAGGAACUCAGAGAAACUACGGCAUCUAUGAAUAGAUUUGAGAGACAGCUGAAUGAUGCCACUUCAGAACUAUCAGCUCUUGCGUCGGAGAAGCAUGUGCUUGUCCAAAAGCUUUUGGCAUUCGAAAGCACCAAUCCACAACCUCAGUUAUCCGGGCUGGUGAACGACCUCUCGCAAGCUGUUUCGGAAAAAGAGGCAGAACUUAAACAACUCUCUUUGCAGAACAACUCCUAUAGCAGGCAGGUUACAGCGUUCUCCAAAGCCAUGGCCAGUUUGCAGACUGACCGAGACAGGCUGGUGGAGGAGCUCAGAAGGGCCAAGAGGGAAUUUGAGGGCAGACAGCAGUCGAGUCCCGAUAUGAUCACUUCUAUCAAAGCAGAAGAGUCGAAUAGCCUUAGCGUCAGUGUUGAUGCCCUUCAGACUGAGAGAGAUGGCCUGCGCAAGGAGGUUGUGAACUUGAGGUCCCAGAACACAGAGCUGAUGGAGCUGAAGCAGAAGUACGAUGACCAGCAGAGAGAGCUCCAACAGGCAAAAGCUCACAAGUUGCAGUGCGAGAGAGAUAUUAGCGGGUACCAAGCAGAACUGGCAGAGCUGAGGUCUGAGAGGACUAAACUGCAGUAUGAAUGUCAAGCUCUCAGAGAGGCCAGCAAGGUAUCAGCGGCUCUUACAGGUAAAGAUGUGUCCGCAGAGCAGCUGCUGCAGCUGCAGACAGAGAGAGCUCAACUUCAGAGUCAUCUACAGCGCUACCUGGUGGAGAUUCAGCAGAGAGACCUGGGCUUCCAGCAGCUCAACAUGAAGUUGCAGCAGGCAGUGGAAGAGAAGGCUGCAGUUUCUGCUCAGUUUAGAGCCGUGUCUCAGACUCUGAGAGACACACAGCUGAGUCUCAGCGAGCUGCAGAACCGCUGCUACUGGCUGGAGAACCAGCACCACUCGCAGCACCCACAGGCACAGCAGGGCUCUGUGCAUGUGGAAGUUGCUCCUGGAGCUCCUCAGGAAAGGAGCAGCUCUGUGGCUGAUCUGGACGGGCUGGACAUCAGAGAACUGAGGAGCAGGCUGGCAGAAGCAGAGCUGCAGCUUGACUCCGCCCAGCAGAAUGUGUCUCAGCUCAGUGGUAGGCUGGAGGAGGAGAGGGCGAGGCGGGAGGCGGCUGAGGAAGCUCUGGGAUUGGCUGAGCAGAGAGUUACGAGUAUGGAACCCAGCCCUUCCAGAUCAUCCCAGAGAGACUUCAGUAUCCAGCUGGAGACGGACGCAGAGUGGGAAGCUCUGAUUUUAGACCCGAACCAACACCUGCUCAUGCGCAAGAUGAAGAGUGGAGUCCACUCGUGCAGGCGCUGGCUGAGAGGCCGCAGUUUGUACUGCUCUAAAAUGCUGACGUCUCGAGCCAAAUCCCGCUACCUGUUCAUGGCUUACCUGCUCACCCUGCACAUCCUGGUCUUCAUGUGCUUCGCUGGCGCUCUGUAGAAGGACAUAAUGCCUCUCAGGAGUGUGGACCACAGCUUGGACUUCAUCCUGCAGCAGAAGAGUCAAACGGUCAUCCAAACAAAACCUCCUAGGUUUCUGUUGUAGCAGUCUGAAUGGACCUGGUCCAGGAUGUCCUGGACGGUUUGGGUGUUGAUCAGGUUUAAUGUAGGACUACACAAUAUACCAUAUCGAUACUGAUAUACUCUUGAAAUGGUUAACGAUCGGCCAGUUUCAUUUACAGACCUACAGAAACUCAUUUAGAUUGUUGUAAACAUGUUGAUCAAAAAAGAUUCACCACAAAAAAGUUUGAAUGGGUUGGAGGCCAAAAUAUUGCAUAUUGCAGACCUGUGAUGUCAGUAUUGCAUUGGCCAAUAUUGCGCUUUUCAAACGAUAUAUUUUGCGGCCCUGGUUUGAUGAGUGGACCCAAAGAAGUCUUCAACAAAAUAAAACAUGCUCACGCAGCAAGAUCCCUCCGCAGUGGUGAAUCCACUGCACAAUUGAAUGUUGCACCUAUAUUUUCUAAAUACAGGGAAAUGAUUAUCCAUAUUAAGGAUAACAGUUGGUGCAAGAAACAGAGAUAAAGGAAUUGUUCAGCCUAAAAUCAUAUUCAUCCAAUUUUCCACUUUCCCCAGAUAUAGUCGAUCAGCCAAGACACGUUUGGAGUCCAAAAUUUGCUUCUUUGCUUUAUAACUGGAAUUACACGGCUAACAUUGCUAAUGAACACUAGAAGUCAGUAGUCACCCAAAUAGCCCAGAUCGUUUCUCUAACAGACCUGUAUCCAGGUCUUCGUUAAGGUGGCGCAGACUUGCCAGUGUGGUUCAGAGCACGGUAUGACAUUGAGCCACUGAGUGCAUUUACAUGAGUUUUACAUCAUGUUUACAUCACGUCGUCUUCUGCAAGUUUAUUGGCUGGUUAUAAAUCAGAAAUCCGAUUACUGUCUGACUCAUGUAGCCCCGGAGUUUCCCUAUUAUCUCAUCACUCAAGUUCAUGUAAAAGCAUUAAUCGUAAUACUGACAAAAUCUGAUUUUCUGCAGUUAUCGGAUUAUUAAGUGCAUUUAAACACACUCAUUGUCACAAAUACUGGUUCUAGAUCAGCAUUCUGAGUACUGAGGGUCUGUAUUCAGAAACCAACUGUUGAUUUAAAGUUGCUGCCUGAAGUUUUUUCAUUUUAUUUUAUAUCCAAAACCUCAUGGACAAAUCUGCGGCAAGUUGGUAAAGACCUAGAUGCAGUUUGAAGUGGUUAAGAGAGACUUUGGUGAUGUAUUUUUACAGAAACUCUCCAGCUCAAAGCGGAAGUUGGACUCCGAAUAUGUCUCAGCUGCUCUGUAUUGCAAAAUUGUGCAAAUUGGAUUAUGAACUGUUCCUUUAAGGCUGGUGUGUUCCUUUAGUUUGAUACAUUAAGUGGCGAAACUGAUUAUAUUUAGCAAACUUUCUGUUUAUAUUCUGUCGCUUUCCGUUUAUACCCUUGACACCUUUACCGGACUUUGUCUACAUAGCAACUGUAUACACCAAAUGUCCUGAAACCUCACACACAUACAAAUCCACUCGUGUUUAGGUGCCCUGUGGGUUCUCAUGUCACUUGCUGCUGAUGAGGCUAUGCACUGAACUUUUAUUUAUAUAUUCAUUCUCCACAACAACUCAGCAGGGCCUGCUUUCACAGGAGUGGGGCGUGUGUGUGUGUGUGUGUGUGCAUGUGAUGAUAACGAGGGAUGAAUCUUGGUUCGUUUCACUACAGAUCAGCCUAUCAGAGUACUAUGCUAUAGAAGUAUAUGUAAUAUUUAAGGAGGUGAAUAUUUAAUGCACUAUGUGACGUAUGUGGAGAAGUACAUUUUGUGCCUGAUACCGUCGCGUUCCCAUUGUAGUUACUCUAUUACAGUGUAAGUACCAUUGACCUAUACUGAAAUGUACAGCCUCAGCAUAGUCCAUAGCACUUUCUUACCCUUUAUAACUGUGUACACUAUGAAUGGGCGGAUGCUGCGCACCGUGCUUUGCUGGAGCUUUUCUAUAGAGGGCGUGUCGUACUCUGUAACUACAGGGGUGUUAGGACGCAUUCUGUACAACUGCAGGUGUAAACGAAGCUUAAAGGAGAUGUUCUGACACAAAUCGCUAAUGUUGCUAACAGUAAAUGAAAAUGAAUAGGCAGCAGUUAGCAUUGCGUCUGUUAGGCCAGUUGCUGGCUAUUAGCUUCAUCAUUGUUAGCCGCAUUAGCAUGUUGUCUUCCUUUAAGGCGGUGUGUGAAUGAACUGCAGUGUUUUCCAGUUCUGCUACUGUAUUAAACUGUAUAAUGCAAAUUUUAGUGUUUUUGUGCUCCAAACAGGGCUAAUUAAAGGCUCGUUAGCUCGUUUCCCAAUUAAAUUCAGCAUAUUGGAGCAAGAAAUCAAUAAAAUGUGCAGGACCAGAACUGAUGUAUACAAGCUCCACCCACAAAAGCAUUCUUUCGUAGCUACUGUUGCUAGGCUGGACAAGCUUUUCAGAAUCCCAUUCAGCCCAAUGUACGGAGCCUUACUGGUGAUGUCCUGUAUAAAUGAAAAUAAUGAGUGGCUACAACUUAGUAAGGCAUGGGAACGAGAUCCUAAUGCAUGGCCAUGACUUGUUAAGGCAUCAUCUCGUUACCAUGCCUUACUAAGUCAUGGCCACAACUUAAUUAUCUCAUUCCCACGCCUUACUAAGUUGUGGCCAUGUGUUACUUUUAUUUAUGUGGGAUCUCACCAGCAGGGCUCUGUACUGAUAAGAACUCAGUGAGAACGUUUCCAUUUAAAAUGCUGCGCUAGCCAGGUUGGAUUUGGUGCCUUGCUAACAUUAGCUGGACGACAGAUGACCUAUAGCUGAUAUACAGUGUGACCUUUUAUACAGAACUGUGCAAAAGUCAGAGACCACCCCUUGUUUAUUUACUUUCCAGACAACGUGGCCAUUAAGUACAGUAUAUAUUUUUUUAGCCUCAGUAAAAAAGCAGAAACAUAACAGACGCUUGUGUAAUAAUAAUAGUAAUAGUGGUAAUAAUAAUAAUAAUAAUAAUAAUAAUAAUAGUAAUAGUCUAAAAUUCUUCCCUCUUUACCUGUAUUACAACAGAGACCACUGUUCAUUUAUUUAAUUUCUUGUCAAAAAAGACAUCAAGUGCACACUUAAAGAUGGUUCUUCAAGGGUUCUUCAAGGGUUCUUCAGUAAAGACAGUGGUUCUAUAUAGAAUCAUGAACAUUCGAAGAACCUUUUGCAUGAUUAAAGGGUUUUUUUGCAUCAUCAAGGAGUUCCUCAGAUUGCUGGAGAAUGUGUUUAUACUUAUAUUGAGCCUAUAUAUUAUACUCUAUAUCGAAGAGGGUUCUAUAUAGCACCAAAAACGGUUCUGCUAUUGUUACAGUGUCAAGCUUGUAACAAUACAAGAACCUUUUGGGUGCUAUACAGAACCCUUUUCAAAA